Molecule: messenger RNA, 2201 nt
Organism: Anoplophora glabripennis (Asian longhorned beetle)
Lineage: Eukaryota; Metazoa; Arthropoda; Insecta; Coleoptera; Cerambycidae
Product: glyoxylate reductase/hydroxypyruvate reductase
Exons: 2
Coding region: 50-1132 (360 amino acids)
Cellular component (GO): cytosol
Molecular function (GO): hydroxypyruvate reductase [NAD(P)H] activity; hydroxypyruvate reductase (NADH) activity; NAD binding
Source: RefSeq, a predicted model, not a curated record
UAAGAGAUAAGAUAAAUUAUUUUAAUUAGUUGACAUCGAAUACGUAAGAAUGAACUUGAACAGCAUCAGCUGUGCUAUAAGAAUACUUAACCUAAACCAUAAAAUAAUUCCAUCAACCCUUAAUAUUUUCAGAUUUUGUCGUAACAAUUUUACCAGCAUAAUGAAUAAACCAUCUGUUUAUAUUACACGUCAAGUUAACGAAGAAGCACUAGAUAUAUUAAGGGAACAUUGCGAAAUUACAUCUUGGACUGGAGAAGGUCCUGUCCCAAGAGACGAGCUUUUAAGAAAAAUAGAAGAUAAAAAUGCGUUAUUUUGUAUGUUAACAGAUCAAAUAAAUUCGGAAGUAUUAAAUAAGGCAGGAAAAAAAUUACAGAUUGUAGCUACAAUGUCGGUUGGAUAUGAUCAUUUAGAUGUCGACGAAAUUAAAAAACGAAAAAUAAAAAUGGCUUACACACCAGAUAUUUUAACAGAUGCUACAGCUGAAUUAACCGUUGCAUUACUUUUAGCUACUAGUAGAAGAAUUUUAGAAGCAAAUGAAGCAGCUAAAAAUGGCGAAUGGAAAGCCUGGUCUCCGUUUUGGUUGUGUGGUACAGGACUUCAAAAUUCUACUGUAGGUAUUGUUGGAUUUGGUAGGAUCGGCCAAGAAAUAGCAAAACGACUUAAAUCAUUUAAACCAAAAAACAUAGUUUAUUACAAUAGAUCUGAAAAAGCUGAUGAGGCUAAAUUAGUCGAUGCAAAACGGGUAACUUUUGACAAACUAUUAGCAAAAAGUGAUUUUGUUAUUGUAAGUUGCUCUUUAACACAAGAUACUCAGCAUCUGUUUAAUGAAAAUGCUUUUAAUAAAAUGAAACGCACAGCCAUUUUUGUAAAUACUAGUAGGGGAGGUGUAGUUGAUCAGGAUGCUUUAAUUAAAGCUCUUGAAAAUAAAAUAAUUUUAGGUGCAGGGUUAGAUGUUAUGACACCAGAACCUUUACCAUUGCACAAUCCACUUUUUAAAUUAAAAAAUUGUGUUAUUCUACCUCAUAUAGGUAGUGCCUGUAUACAAACACGGAAAGAAAUGGCUAUCCUUUGUGCCAAGAAUAUUAUUGCCGCUCUUAGAGGUGAAGAGCUACCGUCAGAAUUAAUAAUUUAAAUAUAUUUUAAAUUUCAUAAUUCCAAGGGUUGAUAAAACUUGGAUUUUUUUAUACAAUGCCAACGAUGGCUUGAAUACAAAGCAUAGACGAGUGUAUAAAAUAAGAAUAGUUAAGGUAUUGAAGUAACUCAACAUAAUAAAAAAAAUCUUUAUUCAACAAAAAAUAAAAUAUAUGUAACAUACCUAUACAUGAUUCUAUGUGGGGAUAAUCCUGGCAAAAAAAAACAGACUGGUGACAAUCCUAGACUUUAUUUUUCAUCACAGGAGCAAUACCAAUCCAGAUACUGUUUGUCAACUGUCUUUGUUUAUUGUUAAAGGAGUUGCCUUAUUUAUUUCUUUCUCAUUAUAAUAACCUUUGUAAUUGAGAUAUAGCCAGUGCCAGUACUAUACAAGGUACUCUAUAUCAUUAUGUUUAAAUUUUUGGAAUAUAGAUUUAAGGUCAAUUUUGUUAAGGAGAAAAUGUAAAUAAACAGAUUUAAAGUUGUAAACCAAAUAAAUACUUUUCUUGGAAAAAAAAAAUGUACCCGAGAAUAGCAAGUUAUAGUGAUCCAGUUGGGUGGUAUAUCACCAAACCAUAAUCCUUUUAUUUCUGGGUACAAGAUUUAGACCAUUUUCUACUUGUUUGUACUUUUCCACUUAAUGUACACUGAAAAUAUUGAUAGGAUAAAUAAAAAAUAUACUCAAUGCACACCAAGUGCAAAAGAGGCAAGUAAAUUAAAAAUGCUGUUGGUACAUGCACAAGUUGGAAACACUAGAUAAGUUAUUAGAGCGUACUCAGUAGAUUUCCCAACAAUUAAGAGAAGUGUGAUAUAACAAUUUCAUUUAUUAUGCGCCUAAAAUUCAUACAUAAAGAUAUGGAACAUAUUGCAUAUUCAUUUUGUUUUUUAAUGUUUUAGGGGAUAUAAAAUAUUUAAUUUUAUGAGAUAUUUUAUUGCAAGAUAAAAUUUGUACAACAAAAUAUUAAUUUCAUAAUUAGAUUUGUAUGUAUUACAUAAGUACAUAUGUCAUAUAUAUUUAAUUUACUGCAUAUAUGUGGGUUAUACUUUUGUAAAUAUAAAUAUUGAAUACA